CUAGUCCGGAGUGCCUGAGACUUGAGUGAGCAGGGAUAUAUACCUGAGUGAAGGAGGGGGCAUACCUGAGUGAGCAGAGUUCCAGAGAUAAGUGAGCAGGGGCAUAGAACUGAGUUACAGGGCAUGUAAGUUAGUGACCGGUGUAGAUCACUGGGGCAAGAGGAAUAUAUAAGGGAUGUACCUGUGUUAGGUUAAGUACAGGUAUGGGAACAGAUAGCUGACUGAGGAACACAACAUUAAACUGGGUGACAAAACAAUUCAGGGACAAAUAUUUAUGUGCACGAAAUUGGAUGAAGAAGGAAAGGAGUAACCGAGACAGAUAUAGAUGAGUGAAGUGACUAGAGGUGCGGAGCUGGAGAGCGGAACCCGCUAAGUGAGGGUACGGACAAGGAGAGCUAAGUUAAGGGGCGCACUCUGUUGAAUUUGAGGGUCAGAGCCUGGACUCGUUUGCAGCAUAGUGAGUGGGGGCUGCUGCGGUCCGUAUGAGGGAUUUACACCCCACAGAAUCCCGUCUCUAUUUAUGGAAUGUUGCUGGUAAUUCUGCUCCUGCUGUGUGCACUAAAUCCAGCCCGCAGUGAGGAUGCCGGCUACAGUCUAUACUUUGUGAACACGUCCCUACUUCAGAUCACAUUCUCCAGCACUGUAGGAGUGACUAUUCCUUGCCCAGCUGCUGGUUCACCAACUGCUAACCUCCGAUGGUACCUGGGCACCGGAGAUGAUAUAUAUGAUGUACCACUCAUCCGGCACGUCCAUGCCAACGGAACACUCCAGCUCUAUCCAUUCUCCCCAUCUGCCUUCAAUAGCUUUAUACACGACAAUGAAUACUUCUGUACAGCUGAGAACUCUGCCGGCAAAAUCCGGAGCCCCAACAUCCGUGUCAAAGCAGUUUUCAGGGAACCAUACACAGUGCGGGUGGAGGACCAACGUGCCAUGCGUGGCAGCGCGGCUGUCUUCAAGUGCCUCACCUUCCCAUCAGUCCAGGAGUACGUUAGCGUGGUGUCCUGGGAGAAGGAUACAGUGUCCCUCACAUCAGCAGAGGGCAGGUUUAUCACCUCCCCAUCGGGUGCCCUGUAUAUUAUGGAUGUACAAAAGGAAGAUGCACUAUCCACAUACCGUUGCAUCACCAGGCAUCGUUAUAGCGGAGAAACUCGACAGAGUAACGGAGCGCGACUGCUGGUAUCAGAUCCUGCAGAAUCUGUCCCCAUACUCCUUGAUGGAUUCCAGUCCCAGGAGGUGCUUGUUGGUCACAGCGUGGAGCUACCUUGCAUCGCCUCUGGAUACCCCAAUUUAGCAUCACGUUGGAUUAAGGAUGGCCGCCCAGUGCCAUCUGAUAGCCGCUGGAGCAAGCGAAGUACAGGGCUGAGUAUGACUGACCUGCGCCUGGAGGACAGUGGCACAUACAUCUGCGAAGUCACUAACAGUUUUGGUUCAGCCGAGGUCACUGGUACACUAACUGUAAUUGAACCACUUCGUGUUACCCUUACACCCAAGAAACUGAAGACUGGAAUUGGGAGUACAGUUAUCCUCUCAUGUGCUAUCAAUGGGUCUCCUGGUUACAACGUUCACUGGUACCGGAAUACAGAGCUUAUUGAAGUGGAUGAGUUUAUCUCUCUGCGGGGUGCAGAUAAUGAAACUCUUGUUAUCAGCAGUGCUCAAAAAAGUCACUCUGGGGCGUACCAGUGUUUUGGGAUCCGUAAAAGGCAAACUGCACAGGACUUUUCCAUUGUCGUACUUGAAGAUGGGACACCCCGUAUCCAUUCCUCCUUUAGUGAAAAGGUGAUGAACCCGGGUGAGCAGUUCUCCCUUAUGUGCUCAGCCAAGGGGGCACCCCCACCCACCAUCAGCUGGACACUGGAUGAGGAGCCCAUACAGCGGGAUUCUGGGCACCGAUCUAGCCAAUACACUGCAUCGGAUGGCAGCACUGUCAGUUACAUGAAUGUGAGCAGCCCACAAAUCCAGGACGGGGGGGUGUACCGUUGUACAGCACGCAACUCUGUGGGGAGUGCAGAGUACCAAGCUCGAAUAAACGUAAGAGGCCCUCCGAGCAUCAGACCCAUGAAGAACCUAACUGCAGUGGCUGGCCGAGACAGUUUCAUACACUGUCGUGUGAUUGGUUAUCCAUACUAUUUUAUCAGCUGGUAUAAGGACUCACUGUUACUUCCCGAUAAUCACAGACAGGUAGUUUUUGAGAAUGGGACCCUCAUGCUGAGCGAUGUGCAGAAAGGAAUGGACGAGGGCGAGUAUUUGUGCAGCGUCCUCAUCCAGCCACAGUUGUCCAUCAGCCAGAGCGUCCAUGUCACCGUCAAAGUGCCACCACUGAUACAGCCCUUUGAGUUCCCCCCUGCAUCUAUUGGGCAGCUCUUGUACAUUCCAUGUGUAGUAUCUUCUGGAGACAUGCCAAUCCGUAUCACCUGGCGCAAAGAUGGGCAGGUGAUCGUGUCUGGUUCCGGUAUCACUAUAGAAAGCAAGGAGUUCAUGAGCUCAUUACAAAUAUCAAGUGUCUCACUCAAGCACAAUGGGAACUACACGUGUAUAGCAAGCAAUGAUGCCGCCACUGUAAGCCGCGAGAGGCAACUCAUAGUCAGAGUGCCUCCAAGGUUUGUCGUUCAACCAAACAACCAGGAUGGAAUUUAUGGCAAGGCUGGUGUAUUAAAUUGCUCUGUGGAUGGGUAUCCUCCACCCAAGGUGGUGUGGAAGCAUGCCAAGGGUAGCGGAAACCCUCAGCAGUACCACCCAGUGCCCCUCACGGGGCGGAUCCAGAUUUUGCCCAAUAGCUCUCUGCUAAUCCGACAUGUGCUAGAGGAGGACAUAGGGUAUUACUUGUGCCAGGCCAGCAAUGGAGUGGGCACUGAUAUCAGCAAGUCCAUGUUCCUCACAGUGAAAAUCCCUGCGAUGAUCACCUCACAUCCCAACACAACAAUUGCUAUCAAGGGUCAGACCAAAGGCCUUAAUUGCACAGCUCGAGGGGAGCGCCCGAUCAUAAUACGCUGGGAAAAGGGGGAUACAGUGAUCGACCCUGACCGAAAUUUACGUUACCUGAUCGCUACCAAGGAUAGCGGCGAUGAAGUUAUCUCCACCCUGACGCUAAAACCAGCAGAGAGAGGAGAUUCCGUGUUUUUUUCAUGCCAUGCAAUAAACUCGUAUGGAGAGGAUAGGGGGCUGAUCCAGCUUACUGUGCAAGAGCCCCCCGACCCCCCUGAGCUGGAGAUCCGGGAGGUGAAGGCUCGCAGCAUGAAUCUACGGUGGACCCAGAGGUUUGAUGGGAACAGCAUUAUAACAGCGUUUGAUAUUGAAUACAAGAACAAGUCAGACUCAUGGGAAUUUAAACAAUCCACUCGAAAUAUUUCCCCCAUAAUUAACCAGGCAAAUAUUGUAGAUCUGCAUCCAGCCUCUGUGUACAGCAUACGCAUGUAUUCUUUCAACAAGAUUGGGCGUAGUGAACCAAGUAAAGAGUUAACUAUUAGCACAGAGGAGGCAGCUCCAGAUGGACCUCCCAUGGAUGUCACUCUACAGCCACUGACAUCACAAAGUAUACAAGUAACCUGGAAGGCUCCUCGCAAGGAGUUACAGAAUGGAGUGAUACGAGGAUACCAAAUUGGAUACCGUGAGAAUGGCCCAGGAAGUAACGGUCAAUACAGUAUUGUAGAGAUGAAAGCUACUGGGGAUGGUGAGGUGUACACGCUGGACAACAUGAAAAAGUUUGCACAGUAUGGAGUCGUGGUCCAGGCUUUCAACCGAGCAGGAACUGGCCCAUCUUCCACCGAGAUUAACACCACUACUCUAGAAGAUGUGCCUAGUCAGCCUCCAGAGAAUGUGCGCGCUCUGUCAAUCACAUCAGAUGUUGCAGUCGUUUCCUGGUCUGAACCCCCUCGCAGCUCAUUAAAUGGAGUCCUUAAGGGUUACAGAGUCAUUUACUGGUCACUGUACCCUGAUGGGGAGUGGGGUGAGAUGCAGAACAUUACCACCCUACGAGAGCGAGUAGAGCUGCGUUCUCUAGAGAAGUUUACUAACUACAGCGUGCAGGUCUUGGCAUUCACACAAGCUGGGGACGGAGUGCGGAGCAGCGUUCUCUAUCUGCAGACCAAGGAGGACAUCCCAGGACCCCCAGCUGGAAUCAAAGCAGUCCCCUCCUCACCCAGCAGUGUAGUUGUGUCCUGGCUGCCCCCCACCAAACCCAAUGGGAUCAUCCGAAAGUACACCAUCUUCUGCUCAAGCCCAGGCUCUGGUCAACCAGCUCCCAGUGAAUAUGAGAGCAGCCCUGAGUUCCUACAUUACCGUAUAAUGCACCUUCUUCGUGGGCAGCAGUACAUGCUAUGGGUAGCUGCUGUGACAUCAGCUGGGCGUGGCAAUUCCAGUGAAAAGGUGAUGAUUGAGCCAGCAGGAAAAGCUCCAGCCAAAAUAAUUUCUUUUGGUGGUACUGUAAGUACUCCGUGGAUGAAGGAUGUGCGCCUUCCCUGCAGCUCAGUGGGGGAACCAGCACCAGCUAUAAAAUGGACCAAAGACAGUGAAGACUCUGCUAUUCCAGUAGCCCUGGAUGGGCAUCGUCUUAUCCACUCCAAUGGCACCCUCACCUUACGCUCUGUGAAAGCCGAGGAUUCUGGGUACUAUACCUGUACUGCCACAAACACCUGGGGAUUUGAUACUAUCAUUGUCAAUUUGCUGGUACAAGUUCCUCCAGAUCAGCCUCGUCUCACUGUGUCUAAAACUUCUGCAUCCUCUAUAACAUUGGCUUGGAUUCCAGGAGAUAACGGAGGAAGCUCCAUCAGAGGUUUUGUCCUCCAGUAUUCAGUAGAUAACAGCGAAGAAUGGAAAGAUGUAUUUAUCAGCUCCUCAGAGAGAUCUUUUCGCUUGGAGAACUUACGUUGUGGUACAUGGUACAAAGUGAAGCUGGCAGCAAAGAACAGCGUGGGUGCUGGGCGAAUCAGUGAAAUUAUUGAGGCCAAGACACAUGGAAGAGAGCCAUCUUUCAAUAAAGACCAACAUCUCUUUACCCACGUGAAUGCCACUCAUGCCCGACUGAACCUCCAAGGCUGGAAUAGUGGUGGUUGUCCCAUCACUUCUGUGAUCCUUGAGUACCGGCCACGCAGCAGCUGGGCAUGGCAAAGUGUCCGCUCCAAUGUGACUAGUGAUGUGUUUCUGACAGAGCUCCAUGAGGCCACCUGGUAUGAACUGAAGAUGAGGGCCUGCAACAGCGCUGGCUGUGGGAAUGAGACUUCACAGUUUGCCACGCUGGACUAUGAUGGCAGUACUAUUCCUCCCAUCAAAUCAGCCCAGGGGGAGGGAGACGAUGUCAAAAAGCUAUUCUCCAUUGCGUGUCCGGUUAUCCUUGCCACAUUGGGUGUCGCUCUUCUAUUUAUCAUUCGCAAGAAAAGGAAAGAAAAGAGAUUAAAGAGGCUUCGAGAUGCUAAAAGCCUUGCAGAGAUGCUGAUUAGUAAAAAUAACCGCAGUUUUGACACUCCUGUGAAAGGCCCCCCUGCGGGCCCUCGUUUGCAUAUCGAUAUUCCCCGCGUCCAGCUUCUCAUCGAGGAUAAGGAAGGUGUUAAACAAUUAGGGGAUGAUAAGGCGACACUGCCAGUGACAGAUGCAGAGUUCAACCAAGCAGUGAACCCACAAAAUUUCUGCACUGGUGUUUCACUGCACCAUCCUGCACUGAUUCAAAACACGGGGCCCCUCAUCGACAUGUCUGACAUCCGACCUGGAACAAAUCCAGUCUCCCGAAAGAGUGUUAAAUCCACUCACAGCACACGAAACCGAUAUUCCAGCCAAUGGACCCUCACAAAGUGCCAGAGCUCCACACCUGCACGCACCUUGACCUCUGACUGGAGAACUGUGGGGUCUCAGCAUGGCAUCACUGUGACAGAGAGUGAUAGCUAUAGUGCCAGUCUUUCUCAGGACACAGAUAAAGGCCGAAACAGUAUGGUUUCAACAGAGAGUGCAUCAUCCACAUAUGAAGAACUGGCUCGCGCCUAUGAACAUGCCAAGCUGGAGGAACAACUGCAGCAUGCUAAGUUCGAGAUCACUGAGUGUUUUAUAUCGGACAGCUCUUCUGACCAGAUGACCACAGGAACCAAUGAUAAUGGAGAUAGCAUGACCUCCAUGAGCACCCCUUCUGAGCCAGGCAUCUGCCGCUUCACUGCCUCCCCUCCAAAGCCACAAGACAGUGACACAAACAAGAAUGUUGCUGUGCCUAUUCCACACAGAGCUAAAAGUGAAUAUUGCAACCUGCCGCUCUACAUGAAAUCUGAUCCCCACUAUCGCAAGCCAGAGCCCCAUGAUCCCUGCCCUGUGGUGCCGCCCCGUGAGGCAUCUAUGAGAAACCUAUCACGGAACUACCAUUCUCGCCACCUUACCCUAGAACCUGGUGCAAAACCCCCUCCUGGACUUUCGCACCCAGCACCGGCCGGUGUCAGCUUACCUCAGCGGACUCUACAUAUGGCCGGUGCAUCCUCCUCUGCUCCUUCUGCCCCAGUGGCCACAGCACCUUCAGCUCCUGCUGACCCCACUGUCUCUUCUGGGCCAGUGGAAAACCGCUUGCACGCACAACAAAGCAAGAUGGGGGGCUCAAGAGACUCUUUACUGGAAAUGAGCAGCUCUGGAGCCAGCCGAGCACAAAAACAGGGAUCUGGGGCCUACUCCAAAUCUUAUACACUGGUCUGACAUCCACCCCUUUAUCAAACCCCCAGCCCACCCCCAUCACAGACUGCAGAGAUCCUAAUCCUUGCACAAUGUCUUGCCCAUAUUUCUAUAUUUUGAAAAUGCUAAAAAAAAAGAAAAAUAACAGGACAAAUGGAGAUAAACACAGAAAACUUGAUGAUAAAAGACAUUUUUGUAUGAAAAAUAGCUAUUUUCUUCUUCAUGAUAAAAAAAAGAAUGAGAAAAAAA
This is a messenger RNA of Bombina bombina (fire-bellied toad), 6882 nucleotides long. It is a transcript of the gene DSCAML1, whose product is annotated as DS cell adhesion molecule like 1. Gene Ontology annotation, molecular function: cell-cell adhesion mediator activity. The transcript is spliced from 33 exons. NCBI's taxonomy places the organism in Eukaryota, Metazoa, Chordata, Amphibia, Anura, Bombinatoridae. Gene Ontology annotation, biological process: homophilic cell-cell adhesion; axon guidance; dendrite self-avoidance. Bases 526 to 6657 code for a protein of 2043 amino acids. The record is from RefSeq and is a predicted model, not a curated record. Gene Ontology annotation, cellular component: plasma membrane; axon.